Wallemia mellicola CBS 633.66 is the source of this 564-nucleotide messenger RNA. RefSeq names its product 21 kDa subunit of NADH dehydrogenase. The record is from RefSeq and is a predicted model, not a curated record. Bases 9 to 548 code for a protein of 179 amino acids. The transcript has 6 exons. NCBI's taxonomy places the organism in Eukaryota, Fungi, Basidiomycota, Wallemiomycetes, Wallemiales, Wallemiaceae.
ACCACGAUAUGCGUUCAACUCUCAGACUUGCAGAAAAGGUAGCAGAUCACGCAAAAUAUCACCAAGAACCAAAGGGUAUCUGGAUGAAAGCUAAGCAAUGGCUUGCAGUAAACCCAGAAAUUAGUUCAGGAUUGAUUAACCACCAUCAAUUCCGUAAAAUCCCACCUGGAUCAAGACCAGAGAAGUACGUCCAGCCAAUCAGUAAAUCAUCUGAUAUCGCUGAAAACCCAUACUUCAAGCGUGACGUUAGAAGAGCUUUCCCAAAGACCUCACACGUCUCACAAAAUGAGCUUGCACAAUUGUUGAUCUCAAACCCAGACUUUAAAGCUCUUCCUAACCCAGCUGAAGCACAAACAAAAGCUCUCGCUCAAGUAAAAGACUCGCCAGAGACACUCGAUUUAGCCCAAGUUUUAGACGUACUUCCAGCUGCUCAAUCACCUUACACUGGUCUCCCACCAACACCACCUUUCCGCCCAAAUCCUAUGAGAGAAACAGUAGGUGCACCAUCUAAAGAGGGUGCAUACUAUCCAAUGCGCUUGUUCAAAUAGAUGUUUCAUAAAUUUU